Messenger RNA from Ipomoea triloba (trilobed morning glory), 904 nucleotides. RefSeq names its product 60S ribosomal protein L7a-1-like. Bases 148 to 654 code for a protein of 168 amino acids. Gene Ontology annotation, cellular component: ribonucleoprotein complex. The record is from RefSeq and is a predicted model, not a curated record. The transcript has 5 exons. Gene Ontology annotation, biological process: ribosome biogenesis. Lineage: Eukaryota; Viridiplantae; Streptophyta; Magnoliopsida; Solanales; Convolvulaceae.
AAUAGCAAAUAUCAACCCUACAUAUAUUUAUACCACAAAAUGGUCACUUAAAAUGCUAUUUAUUGCCAUUUUUUCCAACAGGUCCCGCCAGCACUCAACCAGUUUUCCAAGACCCUUGAUAAGAACCUAGCAACAAAUCUCUUCAAGAUGCUUCUCAAGUACAGGCCUGAGGAUAAGGCUGCUAAGAAGGAACGUCUUUUGAAAAGGGCCCAAGCUGAAAGUGAGGGAAAGACCCCUGAACUCAAGAAACCUAUUGUUGUUAAGUAUGGGCUCAAGCAUGUCACUUACCUCAUUGAGCAGAAUAAAGCCCAAUUGGUGGUUAUUGCUCAUGAUGUAGACCCAAUUGAGCUGGUUGUCUGGCUUCCAGCUUUGUGCAGGAAGAUGGAAAUUCCCUACUGCAUUGUGAAGGGAAAAGCAAGAUUGGGUUCCUUUGUCCACAAGAAGACUGCAUCAGUUUUGUGCUUGACCUCAGUGAAGAAUGAGGAUAAGUUGGAAUUCUCUAAGAUUUUGGAGGCUAUUAAGGCCAACUUCAAUGACAAAUAUGAAGAGAAUCGCAAAAAGUGGGGAGGUGGAAUCAUGGGGUCUAAAUCCCAAGCUAGGACAAAGGCCAAGGAAAGGGUUCUUCAAAAGGAGGCAGCUCAGAGGAUGUCUUAAGGAUUUAUGAUGAUAUUUGUUGUUAUCCAGGUUUUUCGGACCGAUCAAAGUAGACUGAUCUUGUCUUGUGAGCAGAGUUUAUUUUUGACUUCUAUUGCUUUUGACAAAGACUUAAUGUGCCAUUUUACUGCAUACAAUCAUCUCACCCCGAUAUUUCAUUGCAUUCACUUUGAUGUUUUCUGCUGGAAUUCCUUUCACUACGCACUUGUUAUCUCCUUCUAUGGCAUUGCAGAAAUAUUUUCUUCUAAAA